Molecule: messenger RNA, 3111 nt
Organism: Megalops cyprinoides (Indo-Pacific tarpon)
Lineage: Eukaryota; Metazoa; Chordata; Actinopteri; Elopiformes; Megalopidae
Product: calcium/calmodulin-dependent protein kinase type 1D-like
Exons: 11
Coding region: 7-1257 (416 amino acids)
Biological process (GO): peptidyl-serine phosphorylation
Cellular component (GO): cytoplasm; intracellular anatomical structure
Molecular function (GO): calmodulin binding; calcium/calmodulin-dependent protein kinase activity; ATP binding
Source: RefSeq, a predicted model, not a curated record
UCCAUCAUGGCUAGGGAGAAUGGCGAGUCCGGGACGGGAUCGUGGAAAAAGCAAGUCGACGACAUCAAGAAAAUAUUUGAAUUCAAGGAGAUCCUUGGAACUGGGGCCUUCUCUGAGGUGGUGCUGGCUCAGGAGAAGGCCACGGGGAAGAUGUUCGCUGUUAAGUGCAUCCCCAAGAAAGCGCUGAAGGGCAAGGAGAGCAGCAUCGAGAACGAGAUCGCCGUGCUCCGAAAAAUAAAACAUGAAAACAUUGUUGCCCUGGAGGACAUUUACGAGAGUUCCAACCACCUGUACCUGAUCAUGCAGCUGGUGUCGGGAGGAGAGCUGUUCGACCGCAUCGUGGAGAAGGGCUUCUACACAGAGAAGGAUGCCAGCACACUCAUCCGACAGGUCCUGGACGCAGUCAACUACCUCCACAAGAUGGGCAUCGUGCACAGAGACCUCAAGCCAGAGAACCUGCUCUACUUCAACCCCCAGGAUGAGUCCAAGAUCAUGAUCAGCGAUUUUGGCCUGUCCAAGAUGGAGGGCACAGGAGACGUCAUGUCCACAGCCUGCGGGACACCGGGAUACGUGGCUCCAGAAGUCCUAGCGCAGAAGCCCUACAGCAAGGCUGUUGACUGCUGGUCCAUCGGAGUCAUUGCCUACAUUCUGCUGUGUGGCUACCCGCCAUUUUAUGACGAGAACGACUCCAAGCUCUUCGAGCAGAUCCUGAAGGCGGACUACGAGUUCGAUGCCCCGUACUGGGAUGACAUAUCAGAUUCAGCGAAAGACUUCAUCAGCAGCCUCAUGGAGAAGGAUCCUGCCAAAAGGUACACCUGUGACCAGGCUCUCCGUCACCCCUGGAUCGCUGGGGACACUGCCCUCUGCAAGAACAUCCACGAGUCUGUCAGCCGACAGAUCCGGAAAAACUUUGCAAAAAGCAAAUGGAGGCAAGCCUUCAAUGCCACGGCGGUGGUUCGCCACAUGAGGCGGCUGCAGCUGAGCAGCAGCAUAGACAGCUCGCAGCACCCGGGCCACGGCCAGAACCGCAACCAGAACCAGAACGCUGCGCACAUCAAGAGCCCGUCCGCGGACUCCGCCAACCCACCCCGCAAGGACUGUACGCCUGCCCCCUCUACCCCCUGUAGCCUGGCGUCGGCAGCUGCCUCGCCCGCAGGGGCACUGUCAUCCGUGGGGGCGGUCCUCCCCCCCGUGGGGGCGGAGCAGCACCGGCCACGCCCCUCCACUGUCACCACAGUGCACACAGGGACCAAGUGACGCCAGGUCCCGCGGGGAACGAGCUGGGAGGCCACGGCGCUGUGACGAGAGGGUGACCCCGCCGGGUCCCACCCCCCCUCUUCCACACUCCGCCACCGCGACCACACCAACCCCCGAGAGCCCCCCCAGCCCGUCCCCCGCCCUGCCCCUCCGACACACCUGGGAGGACUGGAUGAGCAGAGGACUUUUUAAACCGCCAUAUUUUCUACCGUCUCCUCCAACGCGGAGAGGAGCCUCCGCAUGGCUUCUCCAGCGCACCGCAUCUGCACGGAUCUCUGAUUCCAGCCACGCCCCCCUCACGCGCUGUCACCGGAGAGCCGAGGUCUAAUGUAUACAGUGUCUGGACGGGAAAGGACGCGCGAAAAAGGGGAUCGUUUUUACGCAAACCGAACAGGACUUUUUACCGAUCUAGCUACUGUGUGUAUCUGUGGUUUAUCCUUUUUUGCGUUUCUGCUUCUUUAUUUUCCUUUUUCUCCGGUUGCUCCUGCUCUGAAAGGUAUAUCUGGAUAACCAGCCAUUUAAUUUCCUGCGUUGUGUUUUCAGCAGAGACUUUGACGUCCCCGCAGUCAAUCCACGAUACAUGCUAUACGAGUAGCCUACCAAAUUACCGUUGAGGGGUGUAUCUAACAGUCAUUGCUUGAUCUGUUGUACAGUAGCUUUAGACAAAUUCUCAGAUAUGACUUGUAUUUUCUGCACAACUACAAGCAAAACUGUUCAUUCAGUUCUAUUUAUCUGACAGGCGGUAUAGAUUGUAAACUGUUUUAAAAUCCCACAAUGGGGUCAUAGCAUUGUACAAUUUAUUUGUUAAUGGAAACAUUUAAUAUGUUUCGUUAUUUUCUUACUUUAUAAGACUUUUGUAAAAAUCAUUCUAUAUGCGACACAUUUACAGUAUAUACAAACUGCACCACAAUUUUUAAGUUUUGAACAGAAGAGUGAUACGUAGGAGCAACUGUUAAAAGUCAAUGGAUCCAUUGCAUUGCAACGAGCAUAAUCUUUACGGUAAAAUGACAUUCGUGUGGAAUCUCAGAUGGUGGAGCCGUUAGCCUCGCCCCCCUAACUGUCAUGUGCUUAGUGUGUGAAAUAUCAUUGGUCUGCGUCCAGUUUAUGAGUUCUCAGGGACUUCCAUAACUGAAAUGGACAUAAUGCUAAACCUCACCUGCACAGAUCUUUAACUCCUGGUCAAGUGUUUGCGAUCUGAUGAGUCUCUUUAUUGAUCGGAUUUAUAAGUCUGGGAUUUUUUUUCCCAGAGUCUAGGUAACUUGGUACUGCGCGUGUAGAGUGUUUCCUUGUUUAUUUCUUCUAGUGGCUCCCUCCUUCUCAAAUCAAAUCAAAUCUAUGUAAGGUUAGGGGGAAAACUGGUAGACAUGACCGCCUGCCUCCAAAUUAAUCGUGAUCAACAGUGGGUUCCCUUCUCAGGCGAGAUGCUCUCUCAGCAUGUUCUUGUUAAUCAUAUUUGGGAGAGCAGUAACUGGAAGAGUUUGGCUUUCUAUUCAUUGUACCCGUUUCAUAUCUGAAUAUAUACCGACUAUUUACCGGCCGAAGUCCACCUCCCCUCUUCGUUUUUAAUCUUAUCAAAUUCAGUUUCUUUUUCAUCACAUCAGUCUCAAUAGAUGAGUGAUUUCUGUUGAUUGCAGGGCCAAAACGCGCCAACUUCAAAAUGCUGAUUAAUUUCUUAAUUUUGUGGAAAUGUUCAAGAUGGAAAUAUGCAAACGGGUUUUUAUGGAGGUGGAAAUGGGGGAAUUGGUGUCAUUUUAUUACAUUUAUGCAAAUAAUGAAAGACAUCUAUAGUAUGUAAACUGAAUAGAAUGUGUCAGUACUUCAAACGUUCUAAUAAUGGCUGUAAUUUAAUUGUCA